Molecule: messenger RNA, 1618 nt
Organism: Paramecium tetraurelia
Lineage: Eukaryota; Ciliophora; Oligohymenophorea; Peniculida; Parameciidae
Exons: 5
Biological process (GO): transmembrane transport
Molecular function (GO): transmembrane transporter activity
Source: RefSeq, a predicted model, not a curated record
AUGAAGGUUAAUGAUAUCAACAAAACAUUCUUAAAGGAGAGUGAUGAAGAGGAGAAAGAAGAUGAACCAAAAGAGUCUAAAUUGAAAUAUGUGAUAAUGAUUCUUGGGUGUCUCUUAAUGUUUGGAAAUAACUAUUCAUUUGAUAAUCCCUAAGCACUUCAAAAAUAGUUAACUAAAGAUCUAGACAUAUCCAUCUCAAACUAUAACCUGUUAUAUUCUGCAUUCUCAUUUCCAAAUAUUUUUUUAACUUUGAUAGGAGGAAUAAUCAUAGAUUUUUUGGGUGUUAGAUUUGGAAUUAUUCUCUUUAGUGCCAUAGUAGUUGUGGCUUAGACUAUUGUAGCAUUGGGUGGCGCAUUUAAAAUAUUCUGGAUCAUGUUAGUAGGAAGAAUAAUAUUUGGAUGUGCAUCAGAAAAUUUAAUUAUAGCAUAAGCAGCCAUCAUUGGUAAGUGGUUUAGAGGAAAAGAGUUGUCGACCGCCAUUGGUUACAUCAUGACCAUACCUGAAUUAGCUAGUGCUGCAAACUCAUUCCUUACUCCAAUACUCUAUGAAUCAUAUGAGGGAUUGACCUAUCCACUAUUUUUUAGUGUGAUUUUGUGUGUCUUUUCAUUCAUAUGUGCAGUAGUCUUAUGUAUAUUGGAUAAAAAGAAUGAACUUAAUAAACUGAAGGGCUAAUUUAUAAUAGAAGAAUAAGAAGAGGAAGAAGGUGAAGAAUAGAAAGAUGAUAUUGAAAGAGUAUCCUUUAAAGAUAUCAAAAAUUUAAAUGGAACAUUCUGGAUCUUAGUUUUAAUUUGUACCUUGACAUUGGGAUCCUAUAUUCCAUUUCUUGAUGAUGCCAAUGAUUUUUUAUAAGAAAAAUUUUAAUUCACAAAUGUGUAAGCAGGAAAGGUCUUGACGACACCAUAUUUAAUGGCAGCUAUCACCAGUCCCUUUUUUGGGCCAUAUAUAGACAAAGUAGGGAAAAGAAGAAAAUUCAUUUUAAUAACCUGUGUUCUUUUCACUCUAACCCAUUUUGCAUUUGGAAUCAUGCCUAAUGGAGAGCAUGGAUCACCUAAUUGGUUCUCAAUUAUACCUUUGAUGUUCUUGGGAUCCAGUUUCGCCUUAUAUUCCUGUGUUUUGAUACCAUCCAUAUAGUACAUAGUUGCAGAAAAGGUAGUAGGAACAGCGUUUGGUUUAUUAGGAAUGUUCGAGAGUGUUGCCUUGGCUUUCUUCCCUAUAUUAGCAGGUUAUAUUGUUGAGUUAUCUGAUAAUCCUGAAAUUGGAUAUUCCAACGUUGGAUUCUUUUUUUCAGGAAUCUCAUUUUUUGGAAUUAUAUUUACACUCUCCUUAUAUUUUUUUGAUAAGAAGGGUUCGAUGGUCUUAGAUUUUGUGAAUCCAGAGGAUCCCUCUGAAUUGGAAAAGAAAAUGCUUAGAACUACUAGAUCUGAAUCUAGUAGUGAUGAGGAAGAUGAUGAAUCAAGUGAGGAAGAUUCAGAUGAUGAUUAGUCAAAGGCGAAAAGGGUUUGUAAGAGUUUUGCUAGUUUGAAAAGUAAGAAACUAUUAACAUCCCCUCAACUUAGAAGUAGAAGCUUAUACAAUUGACAUGAUUGUUUUAGUUUAUUCAUAGAGGAGAUUUUUAUCC